Messenger RNA from Microplitis demolitor, 621 nucleotides. RefSeq names its product ninjurin-A. Gene Ontology annotation, cellular component: membrane. The record is from RefSeq and is a predicted model, not a curated record. The transcript has a single exon. NCBI's taxonomy places the organism in Eukaryota, Metazoa, Arthropoda, Insecta, Hymenoptera, Braconidae. Gene Ontology annotation, biological process: tissue regeneration; cell adhesion. The coding region runs from base 106 to 621 and encodes 171 amino acids.
UAAAAAUUUUUCUUUUAUCAUUUCACUCAGUGAUUGACAAGUGCAGUGUUUAAUAAAUAAUUAAAUAAUACAAAUUAUUUAAAAUUAAAUUACAAAUACUUAAUAAUGGAGGAGAUAACAUUGCAAGUAUCAGACAAUGGAGUUAAGAAUGACAAAGAUGAGACGGACAAAGAAGAAAUGGAGGUCAAUAUCGAGACAAAAGAAAGCGUCGUGACAAUGGACACCAUAGACAAAAGAACCCGUCGUGCUCAAAGACAGGAACACACUUUUGCUGCCAAGAAAACCGUCGCCCAGGGGAUGAUGGAUGUCGCCCUGAUAACUGCGAAUGCCAAUCAGCUGAGAUAUCUCAUCGAGUAUCAGCGCGAAAGUCCCACAUUUUUUCUGAUCGUCUUCCUCAUCGUCUUCAGUCUCCUGCUCCAGAUCGCCGUGGGCAUCAGCCUGAUCUUCAAAGGCCGGUUUGACAUUAAGGGACAAUCAAAAUCACCUCAAGCUCAGAAAAUAAAUAAUUACGUCGUCGUUGGCGUUUUUCUUAUCACUAUUAUAAAUGUUUUCGUCGCGGCCUUCAGUGUUACUUCUCCGGCUUCGACUCAAUUAUCAUCUAAUGUAUCUAAUAAUCAAUAA